This is a messenger RNA of Tupaia belangeri chinensis (Chinese tree shrew), 1432 nucleotides long. It is a transcript of the gene BDH2, whose product is annotated as 3-hydroxybutyrate dehydrogenase 2. Gene Ontology annotation, cellular component: cytoplasm. Bases 1 to 1272 code for a protein of 423 amino acids. Lineage: Eukaryota; Metazoa; Chordata; Mammalia; Scandentia; Tupaiidae. The transcript has 12 exons. Gene Ontology annotation, biological process: siderophore biosynthetic process. The record is from RefSeq and is a predicted model, not a curated record. Gene Ontology annotation, molecular function: 3-hydroxybutyrate dehydrogenase activity.
AUGAGGUCUUCUUCCGGCCCUGCCUGGACCCGGAGGCCUAGGGUUGAAGCUGGCACCCUUGUCGUCCUCAGGCCUGUCUUACCUCCAGUCCCCACCCCUGCCCCACGGGGUCUCCAUCCCUGCCUCCUGCGGCUCCUCCAGGCAGCUGCAGCCCCCACCAGCACCCCCACCCUGCAGGAGCAGGUCUGUCCUCCCCAGAGGUCUUCCCGCGAGCCUGGUCUGACCGGCCACACCCAUCACCCAAGGGUGGCCAGCCCAUAUGAUGCCAUGGGACACAGCAGCCACUUUGUCGUUGUGCGCAGGGGUAAGCUGCCGCGGGGCUGUGGAGUCCCCCGAAGCUGGUAUCAUGGAGACAGCUCAUUGGUUCACGCUGACUCCUCCCACCCCAGCCUCCGCCCCCGUGUCCUGCCCCUGAGCUGCAGCCGGGGCGUUGCGAGUCAGGACUCGCUCCUCCCGGUGGCCCCGCAGUGCGCCCUCUUAGAAACUGCUGAUCCUGACUACAGAGUGAGUCGCCCGUCCUUACACGGUCCCGCCGUGGGGCGGCUUGACGGGAAAGUCGUCGUGCUGACCGCCGCCGCGCAGGGCAUCGGCCGGGCCGCCGCCGUGGCUUUUGCAAGAGAAGGUGCCAGAGUCAUAGCCACGGACAUCAAUGAGGCCAAACUUCAGGAGCUGGAAACGUACCCCGGUAUUCAAACUCGUGUCCUGGAUGUGACAAAGAAGAAACAAAUCGAUCAGUUUGCCAAUGAAGUCGAGAGGCUUGACGUUCUCUUUAAUGUUGCCGGUUUCGUCCAUCAUGGAACCAUCCUGGACUGCGAGGAGAAAGACUGGGACUUCUCCAUGAACCUCAACGUCCGCAGCAUGUACCUGAUGAUCAAGGCCUUCCUUCCGAAGAUGCUCGCUCAGAAAUCUGGCAACAUCAUCAACAUGUCGUCUGUGGCUUCCAGCAUCAAAGGAGUCGUGAACAGGUGCGUGUACAGCACGACCAAGGCGGCCGUGAUCGGCCUCACCAAGGCAGUGGCUGCGGACUUCAUCCAGCAGGGCAUCCGGUGCAACUGCGUGUGCCCAGGAACGGUUGAUACUCCAUCUCUGCAAGAAAGAAUACAAGCCAGACCUGAUCCUGAAGAGGCACUGAACGACUUCCUGAAGAGACAGAAGACGGGGAGGUUUGCGACAGCGGAAGAAAUAGCCCUGCUCUGCGUGUAUCUGGCUUCGGACGAGUCUGCCUACAUCACAGGUAACCCUGUCGUCAUCGACGGAGGCUGGAGUUUGUGACUUCGAAGCUCCUCAGUGGGAAGGAAGGCAGGCCUUUCCUGAACACAGUCAACCUGAUUAUGAAGAACUCAUCAGUUAUCUCUUUCUGAUUAAUGACAUAUUCAUGAAAACAAGUCCUGUUUCAUAAUGUCACUGUUUGCAAGACUCUGACUCUUUAAAU